Messenger RNA from Hyaena hyaena (striped hyena), 2723 nucleotides. It is a transcript of the gene VSIR, whose product is annotated as V-set immunoregulatory receptor. Gene Ontology annotation, biological process: negative regulation of CD4-positive, alpha-beta T cell proliferation; positive regulation of regulatory T cell differentiation; regulation of immune response. The transcript is spliced from 7 exons. Lineage: Eukaryota; Metazoa; Chordata; Mammalia; Carnivora; Hyaenidae. Bases 549 to 1490 code for a protein of 313 amino acids. The record is from RefSeq and is a predicted model, not a curated record. Gene Ontology annotation, cellular component: plasma membrane.
CCCCCUGCUCCUUUUCUUUCUCUCUCCUCUGUUUUUCUUUCUCUCUCUCUUUUACUUUCUUUCUCAUCCCAGGCCCAGGGUUGGGCUACAGGAUAUUGGGGACAAAGGCUGCUGGGUGAGGUCAGACACAACCUAUGAUGAUUAGAUCGCCUGCUAAGUUAGAGGUAGCGCACUUAUCAGGCUGUGCCGCAAUACCAAUUCUCUCCGGAGAGAAAUGGGAGAGAGUAGAAGGUUUACACUGGCAGUCUAGGGCAGCUGCCUCCCCUACUUCUAGGGCCUGGUGCCCUGUGAGUCAGAGGGGAAGCCCCUCCCGCGGGGCCCUCGACGAGGCAGUUCUCCCCACGGCCCCUCGGGGGCGCUGCGGGGGAGGCGGGGUGGGCCCCUGAGCAGCGGCUCUCGGGCGCCCAGGGCGCUCACUCAGCACUCGCUCAGCCGGAGGAUUUCGGGCUGGCCGUGUCCUGCGGCUCAAGGAGCGGCAGGAGCUCCCCCUUCACGCCCGCGAUCCCGCUCCGGCCCCGGGGCUCCAGACGCCGCCGCCGGACGGUGACAUGGGCGGCCCCCUAGAACCGGAGGCCAGCGGCUGGCGCUGGGGGCCUGUGCUCCUCUCUCUCUUCCUGGCUGCCUCCCGAGAUCUGGUGGGAGCCUUCAAGGUCGCCACACCAUAUUCCUUGUACGUGUGUCCCGAGGGGCAGAACGUCACCCUCACCUGCAGGAUCUUGGGCCCCAUGGCCAAAGGGCACGACGUGACUUACUACAAGACGUGGUACCGCAGCUCGCGGGGCGAAGUGCAGGUCUGCUCGGAGCGCCGGCCCAUCCGCAACCUCACGUUCCACGACCUUCACCUGCACCACAGCGGCCACCAGGCCAACACCAGCCAGGACCUGGCCCAGCGCUACGGGCUGGAGUCGGUCUCCGACCACCACGGCAACUUCUCCAUCACCAUGCGCAACCUAACCUCAGUGGACAGCGGCCUCUACUGCUGCCUGGUGGUGGAGAUCAGGCACCGCCACUCGGAGCAGAGGGUCCACGGUGCCAUGGAGCUGCAGGUGCAGAGAGGUGAAGACAAAGAAGCAUCACCCCAGUGCAUCUUGUACCCACCUUCCCCCAGGGAGAGUGAAAGCAUCACGGCUGCUGCUGUGGCUACAGGCGCUUGCAUCGUGGGCAUCCUCUGCCUUCCCCUCAUCCUGCUCCUAGUCUACAAGCAGAGGCAGGUGGCCUCCAACCGCCGUGCCCAGGAGCUGGUGCGGAUGGACAGCAGCAGCCCUCAAGGGAUUGAAAACCCCGGCUUCGAGGUCUCUCCAUCUUCCCACGGGAUGCCAGAGGCCAAACCCAGGCCUCCCCUGUCCUACGUGGCUCAGCGGAUGCCUUCGGAGUCUGGGCGGCACCUGCUCUCUGAGCCCUGCACUCCUCUGUCUCCACCAGGCCCUGGGGACGUCUUCUUCCCGACCCUCGACCCUGUGCCUGACUCUCCAACCUCUGAGGCCAUCUAGACUAGCUGGGGCCAGUGGGCGAUUGUGGCUGGGCCUGGGGCAGGGGCAUUGCAGGCAAAGGCGGCCCUCUGAGUGGUCCCUUAGCCUUGGUUCUGGUUCCCUUCCUCCUGCUCUGAGCCCAGACUCUUUGACAUACCUCUGAUGGCCAGACCCUCAACUCCUCUGGGUGCUACGUGGUGGCAGGGAGAAGGUGUUGGAUCACUCAGCCCCUGUCUCAAGGAUGGUGGGGUGCCGGGAUCCCACCCCAGAGGCCUGAAAUUCACCAGCUACAAAUGCCAAAUGGCCCACAUCCUAGAAGCCCAAGAAUUUGCAGCUCUGUGGCAGCUUCCUUCCCUAGGACAGGAGCCUUGUGACCUGACAGCACAGAGGGGACAAGAUGGGCACUGGGCAGAACCCUCCUCCAGGCCUGAGACUCAGGACAGAUGUGGACUCUUCCCUACUGUGGUGGAGCCAGUUCUCUGGUCUCGCCUCUGUUCAUCUGUCAGACUCCCUCUGUGUAACCAUGGGUCCCUGGGGCUGGGCCUGCCUGCCUCCCAGCCCUGGGUGCCUUCUGCUACCAGCAGCCUCUCCCAGUAACUGUCAAUGGGUUCAGCAAAUCUGGGCUCCUGUUCCCUGUCCACUGGUCCCCAGAGUUCACUGGCCAGGGUCCCUGAAACAGGAAAUGCACACGGCGGCAUGGUGGCCACUGUGGGCUCACUGGCAACUUGGGCAAUGGAGGCCAGGCCAGAGGUUGCAAUACCCGCUGCAGAUGGGGUGGGGGAGCAGGUGGAGCCUGCUGGGAAGGUGAGCGGAGAUGCUCCACCCCCGGUCCGCCCUCCUCCCUCCAAGCUCAGUGUGCUCAGUACGGAAGGUGACCACAUACUGUCCUGUCCCAACUGUGACACUCUGGAGUGUGGAGAUGGAGUCUUAUUAAAAACUACAUGGGCAAUACGUGCAAACCCUGUGAACGGACUGUAAGAGCUGGGUUUUAGUCCCUGCUCUGCUUCUAGGGGUGCCAAGGAGCCCUCCUCCUUCGCCCCGCCCCCGGUUGCCAGUCUUCCUUCCAAUUUAAUCUGCUGAGCCUACACUGCACAGUGGCCCCAUCAGGAGGGUGUGUGACACAGGAGGUUUGUGGUGCUCUGCUGUGGACCCUCUGCUCUGUCUCCUGCUUCCGGGCACGUCCCGGAUUUGUUUUAUAUGCAUAUAGAAGGGAAUCCUUUGUGGAAUUUUGAUUAAAGGGUUUUAAAACGUGGA